AUGCGCCAAACAGUCACACAACCCACACCCACGCAAGAACCCGUUGUCGAGACGCAAGCUGGUGGUAGUCAGAGAGCAUCGGGAAAAAAAGGGAGAACAAAAAAGAAAGCGAAAGAGGUCGUUGUCGAGACGAACGAAACGGAAGCACCUCCAACAUGGUGGACACCGGAGGAAGAGCAAGCGUUAGCGAUGGCUUGGUGCAGUACUUCAAAACAACCAACCAUGGGGAACGAUAUGAAGAGAGUUGCUUUUUGGGAUGCCGUAAUCGUCAAAUUCCGCACAAUUUUGAACAAGGGUGACAAGUAUCGCAAUAAUGAUAUGUUUAGUGGCAAAUGGACUCAAAUUAGCCGGAAGUGCACCAAAUUCAAUUCCAUAUACAACAAAAUUUCUUCGCAACGUCAAAGUGGUGCCAAUUAUUUCGAUGUGUUUAGAGCCGCGAGGGAAGAAUAUCACGUGCAAAUGGGACACGUAUUUGAGUAUGAAAAAGUAUGGGAGUUAGUGAGGAAAGAUCCAAAAUGGAUAAAAACGCCAACAUCAUCAGAACAACAAUCCAAAAGGUCUCGUGGUUCGGGUUCGGUUGACGUUUCCGACGGACACAUGAGCAUCGACCUCAACGCGGACACCGAUGAGAUCCCGGAUGAGUUUGAUGACAUCGAGGAAAUCUCUCCGCCACGACGACCUAUGGGGCGCGACAAAGCGAAACACGCUCAACGACAUGUGGAGAAGAAUGAAAGUUGGCUUCGAGAGCACGAGGAAAUGAAAAAAAAUUCGACGCCCACACGGGAAUCGCAAAUAAAAGAUACGAAUUGCAACUGGUGCAUUUGGAUUUCCUUCGUCAAGAAGCCCAAGAAGAUCGCAUAUCGAAGGAUUUGGCAAUUCUUACGACAAACGAACAAAAUUUACCACCGAGGCGAGCUGAAGUGA
This is a messenger RNA of Lactuca sativa (garden lettuce), 924 nucleotides long. The record is from RefSeq and is a predicted model, not a curated record. Lineage: Eukaryota; Viridiplantae; Streptophyta; Magnoliopsida; Asterales; Asteraceae.